UUUCUCCUUCGCCCAUAGUUUUUCUUUUUCUUUCUCUGCCCAACAUCCCAAAACUCUUUUUCUUCUUUAUUUUUAUUUUUUUAAUAUUUUUUAUAGUGCAAUGUUCAUUUGUUCAAUGGUUCUUUCUUUUGACUUUUCACCUAUGAAUUUUCUUCUUUUUAGGUGAAAUUAUAUUUUUUUCGUGGAGUUUGGAUCUAAUUUGAAUAAAGGGCUACUGGGGAUUUUAAUUCUUGCACAGUAAACAUAUAAUUCGAUACAAAAAUUGUAUAAACUGUGUUUUCUGAUCUGGGUUUAUCUCAGAUUGACAUAAAAUUUGUGAAUUUUUUAUUCUUGGUUGGAAAAGGAAAAAAAAAAAAAAAGAUGGUGACAGUGAAUGUUGGAAUGCUGCAUUAUAUAUUGGACCAUGUAUAUGGUGCAUUUGUUCACAGAACAAAACUAAGCCCACCAUUUUUUUCAAGAGGAUGGGGAGGUACAAAGCUGUUGCUUUUAGAGAGAAUGAUUAAGCAAUUGGAAGGACAGAAUUGGCCUCCUACAUUGGUACAACCUGUUUGGAAAACUGUUUGGGAAUCACAAUCAGCUACUUUGAGAGAAGGGGUUUUUAAGACUACUUGUGAUGAACAGUUGCUUAGUGCAUUGCCACCUGAGAGUCGCAUUGCAAGGGUUGCUUUCCUUGCACCCAAAUACACUCCAACUCAUAAGAUGGCUUGUGUGCUGCAUCUUGCUGGUACUGGAGAUCAUACUUUUGAGCGAAGAUUGCGUCUUGGCGGUCCAUUGCUGAAGGAAAAUAUAGCAACUAUGGUGCUUGAGAGCCCUUUCUAUGGAGAAAGACGUCCGUUGCUGCAGCGUGGGUCAAAGCUCUUAUGUGUUAGUGACCUGCUGCUAUUAGGACGAGCCACCAUUGAAGAAGCCCGAAGCCUUUUACAUUGGUUGGACUAUGAAGAGGGUUUCGGAAAGAUGGGUAUAUGUGGACUUAGCAUGGGAGGAGUACAUGCUGCUAUGGUUGGAUCAUUGCACCCCACACCUAUUGCUACACUGCCUUUUCUCUCUCCGCAUUCUGCUGUUGUGGCAUUUUGUGAAGGGGUGUUAAAGCAUGCCACUGCAUGGGAGGCACUGAGAGAUGAUCUUGCUGUGCAGGAGGCUGCUAUGACUCUUGAGGAUGUGAGAGAACGGAUGCGAAAUGUGUUGUCUCUCACAGAUGUUACACGCUUUCCAAUCCCAAAAAAUCCCAAUGCUGUAAUAUUUGUUGCUGCCACAGAUGAUGGCUAUAUUCCAAGGCACUCAGUGCUAGAGCUUGAAAAAGCUUGGCCUGGCUCAGAAGUUAGAUGGGUUAGAGGAGGGCAUGUAUCGUCUUUCCUUCUCCACAAUGGUGCAUUUCGCAAGGCGAUAGUGGACGGCCUUAACAGACUACAAUGGAAGGAGUCACCUUUGUGACAUUGCCAUAGUUGUGGAUAACACACCAUGUAAUUAUUGUUGUUCCUCACCACUAAUUCUCACUGAACUCGAUACACUGAACCACAGCUGAUAUUAUUAAGCAUUUGCUGGAAAAUGGAAAAGGGUGCUGGAAAGCUUUCAUUCUUUACUUCUAUUUUUUGUUGUUGUAUUACUUCAAAGUACAAUCUUUGUUGGGACAAAUAAUGGAAUCUUCGGUGAAAUUUCCACCUUCUUUUCUUAUUGUCUAAUGCACAUUGUUGAACUGUAGUUGUAUGGUACUAGUUCCUUUUUAUCAGGAUGACAGUGGUAUUGUCUGUGCUACAUCAAGUUUGUAUUACUAGUUUCUUAAUGACAAUUUGUUGGUUGAUCUAAGGAAGAAAUUGUGAUCGGUUAGCCUUA
Molecule: messenger RNA, 1830 nt
Organism: Lycium ferocissimum
Lineage: Eukaryota; Viridiplantae; Streptophyta; Magnoliopsida; Solanales; Solanaceae
Exons: 5
Coding region: 361-1431 (356 amino acids)
Source: RefSeq, a predicted model, not a curated record